Molecule: messenger RNA, 1080 nt
Organism: Verticillium nonalfalfae
Lineage: Eukaryota; Fungi; Ascomycota; Sordariomycetes; Glomerellales; Plectosphaerellaceae
Exons: 2
Coding region: 1-1080 (359 amino acids)
Biological process (GO): regulation of DNA-templated transcription
Molecular function (GO): zinc ion binding; DNA-binding transcription factor activity, RNA polymerase II-specific
Source: RefSeq, a predicted model, not a curated record
AUGGGUGGUGGUCUGCCUUCUCCUCCGCUGGAGGACAACAAGUCUCAAGGCUCAAGGAAGAGCUCAUCGAGCUCCAAGUCGAUCAAGCCCAAUCGUCACACAUCCAAACGUGCCAGCCCACACAACGCCACGGCGCAUCAUGAUCAUGCCGCUCACGGCAUGGCUGACGGACGUCACAAGAGGGUGUGGAAAGCUUGUGAGAGGUGUAGAAUGAAGAAGACCAAGUGCGACGGAGAAUUCCCUUGCAAGAGGUGUAAGGAUGAUGGUCUGGUCUGCACGGCAGGUCUUCGCAAGAAGACUGAGUACAAGCAGCUACCCAAGGGCUACGCCGAAGUCCUCGAGCACACACAGUUCGCCCUGGUCGCGACGGUUCACAAACUCUACAGCAUGCUUAGGAAUCAGCAACAAUGGGACCUUGGCGAACCAGAGCUCAACGAUAGGGGACAGCCAGUCAUUCACAACAUUGCUUCCAAGCUUGGUUGCAUACGCCCCAACAGCGAUAUCGACCUCCCUGUUCAUUCGAUAUUCCCCGAAGACGAAGCUGGUCUGGCCGAGCUGGCGCGCCAGCUGGAAGAGCAGCAGCAAAAGGAACACGAGAUUGAGAAGACGGUUAAGGUCGAGAUGGAGUCACGGUCGAGCUGCAACCUUUCUGACCGAUCGAGCUCGUCAGAGCUGGAUCACUCGGAUUUUGAGGCCGACUAUCGCAAACAGGUCUUUGGCAACAACAGCAACGUGACACUGUCACCGCAGAGCUUUGUUGGUGGCUACAACGAGUUUGAUGUCGACAGCGUGACAUCACCCGUCGAUGCUUCGGUCAUGUUUCCAGGGCCGCCGGCCGCCGUUGCAUCUUACGUCCCGCAGUGGGCUACGAGGCCGACAUCGAUGGAUCUCACGACGCAACAGUUCCUCCAACAGUCAGGGGCUCUCACAAAUAUGGACAUGCUCAAUCAAGGUCUUAUGGAGUCGGAAUUCGGCACUAUCAAGCCUCACAUGCUGUCAUGCCCGAACCCCGAGGUCAUGAUGGGCAUGGGAGAUCCCAUGAUGUACGGCGGCUACGACGCCGAAUCCAUGCGACUCUAA